AUGGACAUUCGUAACAAGACACUACCACCCACACCUAGAGAGCAUCCACACUCCAUGGCGUGCGGCCACAGAAACGCUAGACCUUGUUUGAGCAUGCUGCUCGAAGAACCCUGUACCACUCCAGAGGAUGGGUUCAGGAAAGAGAACGAAGACCUCAAGAAAGCAAAUGAAGUACUGCAACGUCAGGUACAGCAGUUGGCGCUCGAAAACAACGUCCUCCAAGACCGGCAGACAAAGUCUCAGCACGAGCUAAAGCAUUACCUGGAGAUCAUAGAGAUCCAGAAAACGUCGUUGAAGGAGAUCAUGCAAUACAUUCUCAUCUCGACAUCAGACUGCCGUGCAACGGUUCAGAAGAAGCGUACAGAGUGGGAGACAAGGGAGGCAGAAGAUGCUUUCUCCUCCAUGGACAUGGACAUGUUCUAG
This is a messenger RNA of Fusarium mangiferae, 423 nucleotides long. RefSeq lists its product as uncharacterized. The record is from RefSeq and is a predicted model, not a curated record. Lineage: Eukaryota; Fungi; Ascomycota; Sordariomycetes; Hypocreales; Nectriaceae. The transcript has a single exon. The coding region runs from base 1 to 423 and encodes 140 amino acids.